UUUUCUAACACUAAUUUGCGAGCUCAGAGCGUAGUCUUCUAGCUUAGUUUAUUGCUUCAAAAUGCGCUGUGGCAGUUUUCUAACACAGAUUCUUGUUCUAAGUUCUUAGUGUCAGUUUUCUAACACAAAUUUCCGCUUAAGGGCGUAGUAAGGGCUUUAAUCAGUUUAAUAACAUAGAAUAUCGCUUGGAGACGCGUUUUCUAACAGUUUCAUGCAGUUUUCUAACAUAAAUUAUCGCUUCGAAACUCGUAGUGACAGUUUUCUAAGGCUUAAUUCUCGAACUAAGCGCCUAGUGUCAGGUAUCUAACAGGUAUUAUUACUUCAAAAUGCUUAUGGCAAUUUUCUAUCACAGAUUCUUCUUCUAAGUGUUUAGUGCCAGUUUUCUAAGACAAAUUCGCGUUUUUAGCGGAUAGUAUUAAUUGCAAUCAGUUCUCUCAUACAGCUUUUAUCGCUUCGGGCCUAAAUGUUUCACUUGAGGUUCGACUCUUCCCCUAAAAAAUUCCGAAGAGUAUUUUUGGCUUAGUUUAUUUUACAGCACUAUUAUUUAGCCUACGUAGGAAGCAUUAAAGUAACAUAACAGUGCUUUAAAAUAAAUAAUGCCUACUGUACUCUUCGUGGUCGUAUACAGGGUUGUCCUAAUAUUUUAUUUAAUACAGGCAAUGCUGCGAGUCUUUCAUAAAAGGUGUUCACUUUUUCUGAUGUAACAAGGAAAUUUUUUAGAAACCAGGUCCGAAAAACACUUUUUUCUCGAAAACUAUGCAAGAUAAGGCAAAAAAUAAAAGUAUCUUGUAUAUUGUUUGGAGAAUUGUCACAAGCGGUGUAUUUGAGACAAAAGAUGACCUUUUUGGUUAGAGUCAUCCAAUGGAAUAGUUUUUGUAACCUUCUGAUUCAUGUCAAAGGGCAUAAAAAGAAAGAGAUGAUAAGAUAGAAUUUCCUCUAACGAAUACCAGAUUCUUUCGCACACACCUUUAGUGCCCAUUUUCGCACUCUGAUAUACCAGCGCGAGCCGAAAUACCUACCUGUUAUUUUAAGCAGACUCUGAACCGUGCAGUGCCAGUAUGUGAGAACCGAAACAGCUUUGACUUUGCAAAAUGGUGUCCUCUGUAUGCGGCAGUGAUCACGUCAACGGACGCAAUAACAACUAUUACCCAAAUAAGGAGCAAAUCCGCAAACGAAAAGAAGAGGAAGAUCGUCUAGCGGCCCAAACGGAGUUUCUGAACAGAUCUUUGCGAGGCAGCCGGAAGUUGCAAGCGUUGGAAAGCAGACCUCAAGGUGCGGUGAACGAUGCCUUUGCCGGGGAUGAUAGCGAAGAGACUACGACGGAUGCGGAUACGAUCGGUGACGUCACGCCCGGGGAGGGCAAGGAACAAGUGCACGUACAAUAUGUAUACGGCGACCUAGUAUCCGCAGUGCAGCGUCUCCAGCUGCAACUGAAGAAAGCGGCAUGUGCCGCGGGCAGUACCGGCGUCCUAGGCGGUCUGGAAGGCAGAAUCGCCGCGGUACAGUCGCUGGUACUCUCGCCGCAGUUCGGCCGGGCUUUAGCAGUGCACAACAGGGUGCAGGCCGCACGCAGACGAGCGGUGUCCGCGCGGCAGCCGCGCGCGGACGCGCAGCGCGCGCUGAGGGAGUGCCUAGACGCAGUCGCGGGGUCGCAGAGCGCGUGCGCCGUUGAGCUGGCAGCGUUGCUUACAGGUUACGAAUUUGAAGCCCUGAUGGUGGCCCACGACGGCGUGGCAUCCAUGUUGCCUCUGGAUUCGCCCUGUGCGACUCCAACGGCGACUGAAACUCUACCACCUGCAGCAGCGAAUCGAUGUUACGGGGAGGAGAACAUCAAAGUAAUCAAGAUCGAGAAAAGCACUGAACCACUUGGUGCUACUGUCAAGAAUGAAGGAGAUGCUGUCGUUAUCGGAAGGAUAAUCCGUGGUGGCGCCGCAGACAAAAGCGGUCUCCUCCACGAAGGUGACGAGAUCCUGGAGGUGAACGGCAUAGAGAUGCGUGGAAAGAGCAUCAACGCAGUCUGUGAUAUCUUGCAAACAAUGGAGGGCACGUUGACCUUCCUGAUAGUGCCAGCGGCGCAGACGCGCCAUUUUAAUAACAGGGACUCGUUCCUGCAUGUCAGAGCCCACUUUGACUAUGACCCCGAAGAAGACAUGUACAUUCCGUGCCGAGAAUUAGGCAUUAGUUUCCAGAAAGGCGACGUAUUGCAUAUCAUAAGCCAAGAAGACGCGAACUGGUGGCAGGCGUAUCGCGAAGGCGAAGAAGACCAAACGUUAGCUGGAUUGGUACCAUCCCAAUCGUUCCAGUACCAAAGGGAAAGCAUGAGGUUGGCCGCUGAGGAACGGAUGACCAAGCCGCAGAGGAAGAGUACGACCCUAUUGUGCGGGAAGACGAAUAAGCGGAAGAAAAAGAAAGGGAUAUAUGCUGAUGGGGGUUAUCCGAUGUAUUCAAAUACCGUGGAUGAGUAUGAUCCUGAAGAGAUACUCACUUAUGAGGAGGUAUCACUGUAUUAUCCAAGGGCAAAUCAUAAGAGGCCGAUAGUGCUGAUAGGACCUCCAAAUAUCGGAAGACAUGAGUUGAGACAAAGGUUGAUGGAAGACUCGGAAAGAUUUGCUGCUGCCAUACCACAUACGUCGCGAGCGAGGAAAGAGAACGAAGUAGACGGACAAGAUUACCAUUUCAUAACUCGUGCUCAGUUCGAGGCGGAUAUUCUGUCAAGGAAGUUCGUCGAACACGGCGAAUACGAGAAAGCGUACUACGGUACUUCCUUAGAUGCCAUAAGGUCGGUAGUGAAUUCCGGAAAAAUCUGCGUUCUGAAUCUCCAUCCGCAAAGUUUGAAGAUCCUUCGGACGUCAGACCUGAAGCCGUACGUGGUUUUUGUUGCUCCGCCUGGACUAGAAAAGCUGAGACAGAAGAAGAUUAGGAAUGGAGAAUCUUAUAAGGAGGAAGAGUUGAAAGACAUCAUAGAAAAAGCGAGAGAGAUGGAGGACAAGUACGGCCACUUCUUUGACAUGAUCAUCAUCAACAAUGAUACGGAAAGAGCCUAUCACGAUCUGUUGAGUGAAAUCAACAGCUUGGAGCGGGAACCUCAAUGGGUUCCAGCGGCGUGGGUCAAAUCAACGUAAUAGAAGGUUAUGAGUGGAGAACCCCCAGGAUAUUGAAAGUAAUGGUUCUUAAAUUGAGUUUGAGUAUUCUCUAAAUCUAUUUUCAGAUCAAAGUGUUAUUUACAACUUCUUGAAAAGAGAAGUUAUUAGUAAAACAUCUAAGUUAUCUGUUAGAUAAUAUUUUUUAGGGGCAUACGUGGGAGAUUACAGGAUUUAGUUUUUAGUAUCCAAAUCCAGGGAAGAGAUUCUUGCUAAUAUAAUGCUUAAGGUCGCACAUCUCCUUUUAACAGCCUGUUUGAAGGGGAAUUCUGAAUACUUUCAUUUCAGUCUGAUUGUUUCAUGGCGCGUAUCGAGGUAAACUAUAUCAACAAUUUUUUGUCUAAGAAUGAAUUUUUGGCUUUUCUACAAUCGUCAAUUUAAAAAAAAUUAUAGUACUCAUACUGGAGCGGGUAAUUACUUUUUUUUGUCAUUUUUUUCUUUGAAAAAAUCUAUAAGAAAAACUGAUUACCCGCUCUGGUCUACCAAAAAAGUGGAAAAUUCUCAAACAAUUUCGGAGCUUCAAUGUUAUUUAUCAAUAAUUGUAUUAUUCUAAAAAACUGUACAAAAAUGUAUCAAAAUGCAUUUCAUGACAGAAAAUGAUAAUAUAUUGUUCUUAAGUUAUCUCUAUAUACACCACGAAAUAAUCAGAUAAAAUGAAUUUUUCAAACUGUUAAAAAAAGGAAAAUUUAAAAUUUUUGAAUUCAUGUUAUUUGAACAAUUUUUUUUUUCAUAUUUCUACGUGCUGAAUCUAUUUUAAACUAUCUUGAAAAUAUUCUGUAAAAUCCUGUAUUAUGAAAACACCCAUGCGAAGGUUCUGAAAGAUUUCGCGAAAUACUCAAAAAAGUCCGAAAAAUAUCACCUAUGUUCGUCACCUCAAUAACUACGUUUUUUCUUUAAUCUUGAUCCAUUACUUUCAGCAUGCUGGAUGAAUUGUACUUUGACUGAGAAUUAAAAUACGAGAAAGCUAUAUAUAUAUAUAUAGUCAAGUUUUUAUAUAUGUAUAAUAGUGAUUUUUAUUGACUGAAAACUUUUAUUUGAUGUAAGAAGCUUAUUUGAAAUGAUCGGUAAGAGAUACGAGAGGAAUCAAAAUGAAAUGGUCUGUAAACGCUUCUGUCAGUAGGGCGACUACGUUCUUUCUAGAAUCAAAACGAUUUCAAGCUCCUCCUUGAAAAAAUCUUUGCGCCGCCCAUGCUUAAUAGUGCGCGCUGUUACGUAGCAUGUUCCACAUCAAAUCAGUUGAUCCUUCUGCCACGGACAAUUAAUGCAGACUAGAUAGAAAGAGCCUACGGUUUGCUUGUCUCCGAAAUACCAAUGUGUAGGAAGCAUGGAGCCUGUACAGGGUGAUUCACAAGUCGUGACAAAAAAUGAAACAUCAUACACAGGACCGCAUUUCAGAGGGGUCUUCAUUUUUUUCGAAACGCGCAAUUUUUCGAAUUUUGAAUUCUCUGACGGAUACAAGUGCGGGAUUUAAUAAAGAAAAACAUAUUUCCGCUAAAUUUCUUGUAACUUGUUCAGAAACCACCUUUCCAUUAGUGGUUUGUGGAUUUUUUUGAAAUGUAGCAAUUCUGAGGAAUAUUGCCCCAUCUGGCAAUGCUGUGCUUUGACAUAUACGCCAUACGAACGAUUUCCAGGCAGCGUGAAUCUGUACGUAUCUGUUUUAUGAUAAAACUUGAUUGAAAAUGGGAAACUUAGUCAUUUUGAAUCCAGAACGAACAUAGUUCUCCUAAUUUUGUCCACAAUAUAUGCUGCAUAAGAUAUAAGGCAGUCGAAUAUUCUAACCUCACAAAUUGCAGCAAGGUAAACAUUUAGGUUAACGUCAGAAGCAGCAAGUCUUAAGAUUUAUUUCAUUAAAUAUGUUUUUAAUAUUCCGACUGCCUUAUAUCUAUAGUUAUGACAGUAACUUACCUACAGAAUCAAAAAGUGUAAUUAUUCGUACGAAAAUGUAGCGAUGUAUGUAUUUGCAAAGUAAUGUGUAAAGUUUAAAGGUUAUUUUAUUGAUGUUCGACUUUUGUGGCCUAUGAUGAGAUGCUCACUCAGACUCGAUACAACGUUUUUGAAAAAACACUCUCACCAAGUUUGGUUUCUGCUAGUAUUGAAACUAGAAAAUUUUCCAAAUUUAAUAAAACUCUAGAAAAUACAAGAGAAACGAUUGAGUCUGUUUUUAAAUGUUACUUAUCAUUCUAAAAUGUUGAUUUGAUACGUGUACCUGUUUGAAUUUCAUUACAAACAUUUUAAACUGUUGAAGUGUGUUUUGAAAUCCUUCUUUUGAAGAACGAUUCUGACACUGUGGUUGGAACACUUUUUCUAAGACGGGAAACAAAGCUUAUUUGUAUGCUGCUCAAGUCUUAACCUCAAUCUUAACUGUUGGCGAGGCAGUGUGAAAUUUGACACAAAACUAAAAGGUACAAUAUUAUUUCUAUCCUUAUGGGAACAGACAAAAAUCAAGUAGGUAAGAUAUAUAAAAGGGAACUCUGCUAACAGCAUUCUAAUUAUACUGGUACGGAUUCAAUACUUACAGUAUUUUGUUAGUUGUUUGAGAUCAAAUAUUUUGCGAUUUGAAAACUGGCUACAGUUCUCAAGGUCACGCUUAACUCAAAAUGUUUCCAAAGACAUUUUUCAUGCUCGGUUCUUGACAAAUUUUUCAUUGCUUUGGCUUGUCAAACAUGUGUCAAAUUUCGACCUACCACCUGUGUGUUGAACCUUCUCUAGAUGUUUAUCGAAUAUAAGGAUGGGCGAGUUUGACAUAUGACGUAUGAUGAUGGUAAACCGAGGCACGGCAAUAAUUGUAUAUAAAAACGUAGUAUAUAAAAAAUCUUAUGUUUAUUGCUCAGUAUAUAGUGCCAGAAAUCGUAUAUAUGUGUAGAAAAGAAGUAGCACACAGAAGAAUAGAUCGAAGUGUGUCCAAAGUAGCAUCAUGGGAUGCAUUUAGGGAACGAUAGCACUUAAAUCGCUCAACUCAGCGAUGCAGCUGAUGUUAACCAUUGCAGUGGUGUCACUUUCUGAACGCACCAACUGGAAGGAUGAGUCGUACAAUGUUACAUCCUUUUUCAAACACAACUUUUUAAAAUGUAUGUUCGAAGAUACGUAAAUAUUUUCUAAUAAAAUUUAUUAAAUGUUUAUUAUUAUUUUAAAUCCUUUGACGUAUUCCGCCUGAUGAUAGUCAAUCGAAAAUGGCGCCAAAAAGUGAUCGAAGAUCAAAGCGACAUCUAUCAGACAACAGCAGAACCAAACACCAUAACUUCUUUCAAAGUAGACUUCUAAAUGGACAUGUGUUUUGCUUAGACAUUUUUUGUGACAUUGGCCUUUGAUACCUCAAGACGCGGACACGAGAUUUUCUGAAUCUGUUGAGACUACUUUUAGAAUAACAAAAUACACUGCAUAAUCAGGUAGAAUACGUUGAUCGAACGUGUGAAUGACUUCUUUUUUCGUUUUUAGGAAUGCCAAAAUUUUAGCGCCGUCGAUGUAGGUUAUAGAAAACAAAUUUGACGUCUAAUCGUUGGUACAAUAACUAUUUCUAAAAUAAAUUUCUAAACUUGAUCGUAUUCUAAAAACUUCGACUUGAGAAUGCACACGUUCUCGCGUUCUUUCAAUAUAGUCCAGUCAAUCGAGGCAAAAAGAACCUUUUGAGCUGGAUUUUAAUGAAAAUGUUAAAUACAAUAAAAUAGAAACAAGUACUUAUUGUUUCCAUAUCAGUGUGUACUACUUCUAUAUUACAUUAUAAUAUCAAAUACAGAGAUCUACUCAUAUAAACUCAUAGAAAUACUAUCAGUUUUUAAAUCGAUUAUAGCCUUCAGAUUAUAUUCAGAAAAUGCUAGAAAAUUAUACGUGGCAUUUUACGGAAAUUUGUGUUCGAUUACAAAAACCUUUUUCGAAUUUCGGACAAAAAUGUCAAAAUUUUGGUAUUUUAAUAUUUCAUUCGUUCCAUCUGCUAUCGAUUGGUUUUUUGUUUUUGUAUUUUGUAGCCAGUCAUUUUCACACCCAGUAUUUUUAAACCUUUCAUCUUUAAUUUGGAAUCCUUGAACGUGUACUAAACAAAAAUGCCAUUUGUCUUUUCUAGGUGUUUUCUGUAGUCAUCGGGCUACAUUAAGAAAACUUUAAUUGAUGUUAGUAAAAUUCCAAUCUAUUAAAAUACAUAUUAGAAUUAUUUUAUAGUGAACCAUUUAGGAAAGUAUAUAGUAUUUCUUUGUUUUAGUAUUCCAUACUGAGUGUAUAAUAUAUAUUUUAGAGGAAAUUAUACUUAGUAUGUAUAGUCGAAAAUUAUAGUACAUAUUUAACUAUAGUGUCCAACAAGGAAUCAAUUUCUUCGAUGUAAAAACAAUACGUCUUUUAGUUUUUCUGAUUUCGAUUCUAAAAACAUUUCAUACGAUGGUAUACUUUGACUGUCUUUAUUUAUUUUUGACUAAAAGAAAACCUUUUACUCGUUGAAAAUUCUCUAGAUCGUUUUAUAAUAAUCGCAUUCGUUAGAUGACCCUUUAUGAAGAAAAAAGGCGGUAACCCUGUGCGAAUAUUUUUUAAACAAAUUACAAAAUGAAGUUUUUUCGCUCUGGACCAAGCUUUUCUAGAUACUUUGAACCAUUGUGAUAAAAUAGGUACUUUGUAAAUUCUCUGUCCUGUUUUCGAGUUUUAAACGAUUUAAUUUUUAAAAAAAGCCGACGGCCAUUUUCAUUACCAAAGAUGGUCAAUAUCGAUCUUUAAAAAUAUUUUUAAGGUUGCCUAAGAAGUCCAUAGUUUUUGGUAAAGGGUAUUUUAUUGUGAAAUAUAUUUCUUGCUGGACAUUACACGUAUUUUCCAAGGUCAACAUUAAAGCAUGUUGAUUUUUGUAUAUUUCUAAUUUUAACUUAACCUUCCACAUUUUCUAGAACUGAAGUCGUGCGUGAAUUGUUCGUAUUUUUAUUGUUUAUUUAUUUCUUGUUAUUGUUUAAUGUAUAUACAAAUAUAAUUGAGAUUUGUAAAUAUAUAAUGCAGACCCUAUGGCGUCGAACAACGGUUUACACAAUGUAUAAAAAUAUAUAUUAACGCAUAUAUAUAUUGAUCACGUGACUUCGGAGUUCCUUUUUUCAUUAUUAAAAACCUAUUUUUCUUAUACAUUCGUUGUUUUAGAAUUACCGCAGAAAUAAAUAUUUCUCACCAUUA
This is a messenger RNA of Acanthoscelides obtectus, 8273 nucleotides long. Lineage: Eukaryota; Metazoa; Arthropoda; Insecta; Coleoptera; Chrysomelidae. The record is from the annotation of a GenBank genome assembly.